Molecule: messenger RNA, 2022 nt
Organism: Dunckerocampus dactyliophorus (ringed pipefish)
Lineage: Eukaryota; Metazoa; Chordata; Actinopteri; Syngnathiformes; Syngnathidae
Gene: cenpp
Product: centromere protein P
Exons: 9
Coding region: 99-974 (291 amino acids)
Biological process (GO): CENP-A containing chromatin assembly
Cellular component (GO): nucleus; chromosome, centromeric region
Source: RefSeq, a predicted model, not a curated record
CCCUCUUACGUAGACAAAGUGGUACCGUCCAAAAGGGCGCGAUUCUCUAAACUGCUCUUGUGUGUCAAAAAACGACUGGUCAAGAUUUCUACAUCAGGAUGAAUGAAGAGAACGUUGAAGAGGUGAAGUUGCUGGAAGACCACAUUGAGCGUCUCCAGGCUGAAGUUGCAAACCUGCAACAGCAAUGGCAGAACCACAAAGACCUGACUUUCCAUUUCAGUGAACAAAUGCAACGUGCCCUGUCACAUGUGUGUGGACAGACGCCACAAGGAACUGCAGAGGAGGUGUUGUCCGGUCUUAAGGAGGAGGUGGAGCAGCUGGAGGAAGAUCUGCAGCGCCAGAGCCAGAUGAAUGGCAUCAGUAUAAAAAGCUGCAACGUGCGCUCAGUGCAAAGAAGUAGUACUAAGUUGGUCCAGCAGAUGUGUGUCUCUGGUUAUUGCUCAGAGUUGGAGUUCCAGGUUGAGUUUCAGCUCUCAGAGGUCAAGGAGGGUGAGCAAUCAGAGAGGAAAAUCAACAGUCUGAAUGUGGUGAUGGACGCCAGCGACCUUCAGGACUUCGGCAGCUUUCUCUCUGGGGUGGAGGAAAGCAGAGACCUCCUGUGUUUCUUCAGGACUCUCAGGACUUUCUCAGACAGGGUUGAUGAACGACGCCAGACCUUCCAGCACUUUCAGGCCAAAUAUCCCACAGUUGUCUCUCUCCCCGGAGGCUGUCGGUCAGAGGUCAUGACCUUGCAUCAUCCUGAACUUCCAGGCUGCAUAUUAUCAGUUCACUGGUCAGUGGAGGUCUCCAAGGAGGGCAGCGUCACGCCAAAGGUCCACUUGCUGACCAAGAUCCCAGAGAAAGCCCAGCAACUGUUCCCCUCUGAAGCGAUAGGUGGCGCUGCUACAGCCUUCCACAGCCUGUUGAGGCUAGUGGGACCUGAAGCAGCCUUGGAGUGCAUCAUCAGGGAGGUUGGCCUGCUCCAGGACUUGUGACUCCACUGCAGAAGCAUCCUGGAAGUGACAAGAAGCUCCACAAUGACACUUGGUCUCUUACAAAGUGUUUAUUCAGUAGAAAGUCUGACAGCAGAGCUCAUUGGUUAAAAUCUACAAAAAUAAAUAAUUUAAAUACAAAAUGCCAGACAGCAGCCUUUGUAUUUGUAAAUAUCUUUUUUUUCUCUCAACAUUUUACUCACACACACUCAAACAGCUCACCAUCACAAUCUGAAUUCUGAUUGGUUUAGGUUGCUGUCACACAAGGUCCCAUCAGGCCCUGCUGUCUAUUGUGUGACCUUUUACUUCUGCAGUGUGGUGUCUCAUCCAGUGGAUACAAAGACUUCACCAAUGAUUCAGACGGCACCCUAACAUGUCAGAUGACCUUGUGACCCUCUGCUGAAGUUAUCAGGAGUGCUGAGAGUUCACAGGUAUGUUUAACAUGAAAGCAGCUUGUAACAAUGUUUCUUUCUCUCACACUCACACACACAGUUUUAUCAGAACAUUUAGGCACAACACUUAUAAAGUUCUACAAGUAUGGCACAAGUAUGGUACACUCCUGGCACCCAGACAGUCAACUCUGCGCUGGAGCUCAGAGGGACUGGUCACAUGACUUUGUGAACAAGUACUCGCUCGAGUGAGGUUUCACUGUUUGUUUUCUCCAACAAACUAAGCUGGCUCAUCUUAUUUGUUCAAAUUUGGGUUAAGUUGGGCUGGAGGUGCCGGAAUCAGAAUCUUGAGUGAAAGCAAAGCAAUUUGCUUACAAACCAAACACCUGGCUGCUGCUGACACGCAAACCAAAGGAAGACAUGUUUAUGUAGCUUGUUGCCACGGUGAUGUCCCCUCAGAGGUCUCCACAUACAUUCAGGGAAUGACAUCAUAAAAAUAUCAUGACCCAUAACCCGCAUCUUUCUUGGCACUUGACUGGUAGUAGUGUUGCCAUGGUGAAGUAAAAGUGUUGCCAAGUACCCGCAUCCAUCCCCAAACCGCCACCACCAAAUGAAGAAAGUACCCUCCAAAAACAUGUUGUUUUUUUUUUUUUUUAAACAAA